CGCUGUAGGUGUUUUCCCGUGCUGUGGUUCUUCUUACGCCCUCCUCCGGAGAUCGUCGGGGGGGAGUCGUGAGCUAAGCUUGCAGACCGAUCGAAUGCGAGCUAGAAACCAGAGGAAGGGAAAGGAGGUGAGGACCCGCAACCAAUUACCCUUAACACAAUCACGUACGAAGUGAGUUAUGCUGCACAGUGGCUCGAUCCUGAGUCAGACAAGUGCGGGGUGUGUUCGUUGACCUGCUCGCUGAAGGAUGGUGGCCUUGUCGUUCCUCCCGCGAGGCUCGACGGAGAAUGGCUCGGUGCCUGGAUCGGAGAGCGCCCCUUCGCAAGACACCGCAGCUGCCUCUGUCCAGGACACCCCAACACAGCCUCGCGCCAACCACCCCGCACCAGAGGGCAUCGUGAGCAUCUCGGGGCGCGUUUAUGCCCUCAAGCCGUCCAGCAAUCAACGAGAAACCCGCAAGCAGACCCGCGCUUUCUGUCAGCAACAUGGUGGCGGGUGCCACUGCCUGGUGUUCGAUGUGCGCUGUGCAGCGGGGGGCGACACUGAGGGCCAUAGCAGGAGUGGGCUGCACUCCACUGUGGUCAAAGCGGAUGUGGGCUUCGGCGGCGGGAGGGGAGGUCCGAUGAGCAUCGCCCCGCUGUGUUUGGAGAAGGUCUUCAGCACCUGCCAGGCGAUGGAGGAGUGGCUAACGGCUGAUCCCAGGCAUGUGGUGCUGCUGCAAUGCCCGGCAGCGCCCCAUGCCAUCCUCAGCUUCCUCUCGGCACUCCUGGCCUUCGCACCUGAGGACCAAAUCGUGGCCAGAGGGACGGGCGAUGUCACUGCCACCCUCGAUGGCUUCGUGCUUCAAGCUCAGCGGCUGUGCGAGGCCCUCUGUCCACCGUCCUACCGUGUCACCCCGAGCCCUUACGCCACUCAGCUGGCCAGUGCCAUGCAGCGAUCCCGGCUGAGACGGCGGGCUGCAUCAACACCACUCCAUGCCGCCAACACGGCACGGUCGUCCGCUGCGCACGGGUCGGCCGGCGGCAAUCCCCUCGCCGGCCGCAGAGCAUCCCUGCCGGCUUCACUGGUGCCAGUGGCUGGUGGUGAGAGCAGCCGAUGGCGGCGGUGGAGCAUCAUGAGUGGCCUGGGACGUCCCAGCAGCGGCUUUGCUGUGGGGCGGAUGGACGAUGCAACACGUCGGCAUGUGCUGGGCAUGGAGGCGUUCUCGACGUGCAUGCUGCAGAGCAUCACCGUCAACGAGAGUGCAGCCAACAUGGAGACGUCCGCGCCACUUUAUGUGGAGAUAUACUCCACAGGUACACCACACCAGGGGAGGGACAGGAGCAUGGCAGACUCGCUCACUGCUCGUCUUCCUUUGAUUCUGUAUCAAUGUCUUUUGCAGCGUCUGACGCGCCUCUGGUCGCUAGUCGAUUGAGCCAGGUGGAGGGGUCAGUCACCGCCCCCAACAACGGCAGAGUCGAAGGCACGCCGUCCACCAGCCCCAACUCGGCUGGCUCGCAGCAGUCGCACUGGCACCUGCAGGUCGACAAGCGCAUCGACGGCGAGCUCCUCGCCUUCAUUCACUCCUCCCCCCCAUCCCGCAGCUUCCUCACCGUCGACACCAGUGCACCAUCGUCAGCCCGAGGAGCCCCCGCCGGCGGCCGGUUCACCUCCCUCUUCAAACGAAGCCAAGCAACGGCACCAGAAGGGGGCAGUGCCUCCGACCGGUCCCCCACGGCCCACUCUCCCCCCCUGGCUACCUUCCAGCUGCAUCUGUCGGACAUUCUCCAUCGGCCACCAGGGGGAGCCAAACGUGCGGCUACGGGCGGUGACAGCAGCAGCAGCAGCGAUGAGGGUGAGGUGCGUGAUGGGGUUGGGCGUGUGACUGAGACGGUGCGGAUCGAUGGGCUGCGGCUGGUCAAGUGUCAGCUGACAGCGACGGACGUGGUGUCCAGACACCAGCUGCCCGACGACUUUGCAAUAACACUCAACUUCGGUACGCACAACGCGGAGCACGGAGCAUCAAGCAUGCCGGAUGGAUGUGUCUCGUCCCGUGUGGGUCUGGUCUGGUGUGUGCAGAGGUGUACCCCGAGAACGUUUUCGCGCACGUGUCCAACAGCCCAACCCGUGUGAGUGUCCGUGUGCCCUGCGGCCCCCCGGUGGUGAACCCCUCCAUGAGCCCCAGCCGCAGCGACGACAGCAGAGGCGCAUCCACGGCAGCUCAGUCAGCCUCCUCCGGUGCACACGACGCCACCACCAACACAGCAGAUGACCCUACAGGACAGCCACAGGUGAGAUGAGCACCGCAAGACAGGGACGCAUACGUGAUGGAAUCGAAUCACUGAUGUCGGUUCUCUUGCCUUGCAUCCAUGUCAGGUGGAGACUGACGAGCAGAUCGCUUGGCGUCUCUUCCUGGAGGACACCUCCACAACACAGCCGCGACCAAUGCCGGCUGUGCCGCUCGAGAGAGGGGAGCCACCCAGGCCGCCUGCUGCUGCUGCGGUGUCAACGACCACUGAGCCGCCCAACGCCGUGGGUAGUCCUGCUGCAUCCGGGGAGCAGUCUGGCGGGAGCGGGGGCGACACGGGCUACAGGGAUGUGGCCGCUGAGGGCCAGACCAGGGCACCCGAAGGCUCGUCCGUCAGAGAUGCAGAUGAACUGCUUGCCAGACGGCUGCAGCAGGUCAGAACCACACACAAAAAAGAGUGUGUCUCGUCUUGCAUGGUCGUGUUUGCUUCUGUGGUGUCCUUCUAUGUCUGCAGCAAUAUCUAUUGGAGGCGCAGCGCCGUCACCGCGGCAGUCCCCAGCUGCCCCUGCUCCUGGACGACCUCUUCCCAUCCCUCUCACUCUCUACUGGCACCUCGGCAGCUGCCGCGCGCGGCACCGCCAACGCAGGCCCUGCCGAGGCGGCAGCCACGAGCAGCGUGGGCGCGUCAAGGAACACCAGCCAGUCUGUGAGCUCAAGUGCGAGUGCAGCCGACGCGACGAAUGACGGCAGUGAGGACGUGCCGAGGGAGGCGGCCGGCGCUGCAUCGGCCGCCGCUGCAUCCAGGUAAAAGGCUGGGGUGGUAUGUGUGGAGGGCAGGCAGGAAGGCACCUGUCUGUCCAUGAGUGGAUCUGUGUGCUUGUGUGUGUUCAGUGUGUCUCCCAGUGGCGCAUCCCGCGGGGCUGAGGCUCGCAUGAGCCUGAGGAGACAGCUGGUGAGCGAGAAUGAGACAGCACGAGCAGACAAAGUGGAGAACUGUCGGCUGUGUUGCUUCCUUGCUUGCUUCAUCUCUCUUUUCAGGAGUUGCUGAACUCCUUCCUGGACGACAACCAGCGUGUGUUUUCGUCCAACGACCCCCCCAACCUGCUGGGCGACAGGAGUGAGAACAUCAUCAGCGAGAUAGACCUCAUCAGCAGCAGGUCAGCUGGUGGUGCUCGACCACCAACCACACACCAUCCAUCCCUCCACACAGCCCCGGAGCCGUCACACACGCGCCUCUCUCUGUCUCACCUCUCUCUGGGUGUCUUGCAAUGAUUCGGGUCAUCGCUCAGGUUGUCGCUGCGUCGGAACCGUUUCCCAUUUACCGUUGGUGCGUCUCACUUUGAGAUCAACGCCCUGCCCACCUACACCUACAGCUGCAAGGCCGCCGCCAAGGAUGACGACGAGUGUGGCGGCAAGGGUGUUGGUGAUGACGAGCGCAACAAGUGCAUGGUGUGCCAAGAGGAAUUCGACGAGGGCGACAAACUCAAGGUGAAGGGAAGAGCUAAGAGGAAGGAACGAACACCUUAGGCACCUCGAUGCAUGCCAGCCAGGGAUGGACGUGUGUGUGUGUGUGUGUGUCUGUGUAUGGGAUGAUUGCAGAAUUUACCGUGCUUCCACUCUUUUCACGCCGAAUGCGUCGACAAGUGAGUGAGACAUAGAGACGUGCAGGCAUCACAUCGCCACCGCACCCACUCCUCUGUCAGGUGGCUGGCUGUCAAGAAGACGUGCCCCAUCUGUCAGCUGCGCAUCGACCGGCCCAACCUGCCCCCAAACGACACGGCUCGCGGGACGUCCUCCCUCGACCCGUCCAACGCCCUCCGCGGCAGCAACAUCGCCCGCCUGCGGCUGCAGCUCCACCAGAACCAGCUGGUGCUCGACGCUCUCUCACCCAGAGGUGACAAUGGCCCCGAGCCGAGGGGAGAGAACGACUACGAUGAAGAGUUCCUCCGGUCACUCGGUGAGCGAACAACACAUGCGUGAUAUGGGAACACAUGCAUGUCCGCAGCCCUGCUCACGAUUGUCGUUGCCCCCUUGUGUUGUGUGUGUGCAGAGACCAUGUACCGCAUCCCUUUGAUGCGCCGCUCCCGAGGUGUGGGAAUGUCCCUCGGCAGACCCACCGCUGCAUCCGCCAGACGCGAGUCGAGGACCCGCUCUGGCUCGACUACCAGCAACCACCGCUUCAGCUUUCUGCAUGGGUGGGGUCGGCAGCGGGCUGACGAGCCGCUGCGGGACCCAGUGGAUGGCGAGGAGAUCGUGCCCAUCGACAGCUUCGGAAGGUCGAGUAGGUGGGUGCGGCGGUACUCGCUGCCGUCUGAGGCGAGAAGACUGCGACGCAGACGGAUCAUGGGGUAGACAGAGGGGUGCAAUGGGAUUGGGGGUGGGCGAUGGUUAGCCGUAUGUAGACAGGGCUGCAGUGAGAGGCACCCUGAAUUGAUUUCAGCCGGCUGGCUGCGAUCGACAAGACGGUCGGCCAGUGGUGUGGUGUAUUGUGUAUUUUCUGCGAGUUGAGUAAGCCAGCUGAUGUUUGCUGAUGUGUGGUGGCGGUGCGGGGCGGGGCGAGGGUUUGCCAGUGCCGGCUGGCACCCGUUUGUUGAUGAGAGUGUGAGGACGCGAUGUUGGGAUCGAUAGCUCUUUGGAUAAAGUGAGUGACAACACUAGGAUGCUGCUCGCUCGGUUGCUGCUGGUCGAGAAGAUGGCAUGUGCAUCCACCCCAUGUUAUGCACAUCUGGAGCGGCCCGAGCAGCAUCUCGUGCAUACGAGUGGACGGAUGGAUGGAUGGAUCUGUUAUGUGUAAGUAAUUCGAUUGUGUCG
Molecule: messenger RNA, 5038 nt
Organism: Vitrella brassicaformis
Lineage: Eukaryota; Vitrellaceae
Source: the annotation of a GenBank genome assembly